UGCAAAAAAGACUUGAAGAAUAAACAGUUCUAGCUAAAGAUGAGGUCCCGAACUAAGUCUACCAUCAGCAAAAUCUGCAGCUGUUGUAGAUUUUACUUACACUAUGCUAAAUGCUGUCCUCUGAAACUCCAGCUAAUGUUGUAUGCUUUGAAAAAAGAAAAUAAAUAGAAAACAAAAUCCAAGUCAGUAAUUGCGAAAUGCCAGUAAAGAAUGGAGUUUUGAAAAGUAGGGGUAGCGGGAAGCCACAGAGAAGCUCUGAGGCCAGGAGCAAUAACUCAGUGAGAAUCUUGCUGUUUGUGUAUUUUCGAUUUCUUGUCCACUAGGUGGUGGAACAGAGUCCCCAUCUAAAUGACAGUUCUUUUCCUCACAGGUUUGUGUUUCUCUCACAACGCCUACACAGGUCUUUGCACGCCAAAUAAAUCCAAGAAAUUCAAUCUCUUCAAAAUUGCCCCUUGGAAAAACAGAGCGCUCGAAUGACAAGUAUGGGGAAGGCUGGGAGGCGAAGAUGCGGAGUGCGGAAACACAAGCACCAGGGAGCCAAGCUACAUUUCCCAGAAAGCCACGGGCUGGCCUACAACCACCGCGGCCCCCAAUCCCGCUGGAAGCCUCCGUCUCGCUUCUACAGUAACCGGUUUGCCGCCGUCCUCUUUUCUAAGGAACGUAGAGAAAGCCAGUGAAGGAAAGGCAUUUUACUGCAGCAGCGAAGGUUUAGCCACUAGAGUGUCUUUCUGAGCCUUGGUAAUUCCGACCUUCGCUUGUAAAGGCAUUGGGAAACCCACGGCCCACGUGACCAGCCCGGGUCAUGUGACUCCAGAACCCGGCAGCUGAAGUUUGUUACCCUGACAACUGGCUGACCCGCACAGACCUUCCGGGAAAGCGCGGAAUUGGGAGGCAGAGUGUUUCCAAUGUUUGAGAUACUUCAGAAUAUUUACUUUGGGAGGUCAAAAUUGUUGACUAUGGCUAACUAUUCCCAAGAAGAGCUAGAUGAAGAGUUUGAACAGUUUAUGAAAGAGCUUUCAGAUGAUUCUUUUGAAAAUUCAGACAAAACAGCUAGACAAUCUAAAAAAGAAAUGAAGAAGAAAGAUACAGUGCCUUGGUGGAUAACUGAAGAUGAUUUUAAAGAUGAUGGACAGCUUGGAACAAAUGUGAGCUAUUUGAAAACAAAGAAGAAUUCUCAACCUGUUAUGGAAAUAGAAGAGGAGUCUGCUGAAAAGAUUCAAUUUCUUAAGAGCAGUGGAACCUCUCUCUUAAGUACUGAUAGCUUAGAAACAAAUGAACUAGUAGUUUCUGAGCUCAACCAUAGUAUUCUCGGAGUGGGAUUGGACACAUUAGAAGAACAAGAGGAGAAAGAACAAUUUUUUGCCAGGCUUGAGAAGGGCUUGACAUCUUCCAUUGAUUAUUCGAGAUUAAAUAAGGAAUUGGAUUCUAAUGACUCUACACAUUUUAAAGCUUUACAUAGUAAUCAAGCUAAUGUAGAACUAACUGAUGACGAACAUGAGAAUGAAUCGAAACAUGAAGAACUGGCAGAAAAUUACAGUGAUGAUUUUGAAGAUGAGUAUGUUGGUGCACCGUUGACUACUAAAGAUGAAGAGAUGCCUUCCAAAGAGAAUUCCAAAUCAGAAAAAAUAAGUGUACCCAAACAGGAAGAAGAAAAAACUGGCAUGCUAGCUAAUGUUGUGCUGCUUGAUUCACUAGACUCUGUUGCAGAGAUCAAUCUUGAUGAACAAGAUCAAAUAACACCUAAGCCAAGGGGCCUACCAGAAAUGACUGAGAAUGAAAUGACAGGAACAGGUGUUUCCUAUGGGCAAAGCAGUAGUGAUGUUGAAGCCCUACAUCAAGCUUAUUGUCAUAUAGCCCAUUCAUUGGGAGAUGAAGACAAACAAAAAAUUGAUAGUAAUACAAUGGAAGAUAUCAAGAGCUCAGUGAAAGGUCAUUCUCAAGAAAAUGAAGAGAAUUCAAAAAACAUCUCUACUAUGGAAUCCGAUCUGCCCACAGUAGAGGAGCUGAUGAAACCUAUCAGAAUAGAUUCCUUUGGUGUCAGUGGUUUUGAUUUACAACCUGUGAGCUCUGAGAAAGUGGCCGAAAGUAAAGAAACUGAAUUUGUUAACUCUUUACCCCUGAAGAUGAACCCAAAUAUUAUGUCUCAAGACUCACAACAUGUGAACCAUUUUUUUGACAAAAACGAUGAGAAUGUGAUUUUACAAAAGACCACAAAUGAGAGUAUGGAAAACAGCCGUCCACAAGUAACUGCCACAGAAGAACAUGUUGAUAAAAUGUACCUUAAUAUUUUGAGGAAAAAAAUAUCUGUUAAUUCUUCAUCAUUAUCUCAGGAUGACAAAAUUAAUAAAACUUACAGAUCUCAACUUAGCUCUGAAGAAGGGGCUGUAAUGGGUAAACAGGUACCAUACAAGAAGGCCAGAAGUGCACCUCCUUUACUUAAAAGGAAACCCCAUCGUGGAUUAUAUGCAUCAGUUAGGAGCUCAGGCUAUGGCAAACCCAGUUCACCACUCAAGAUGUUUUCUACUCUUGAAAAUAAAACUUCAGGGGACAUUAUAAAAAGCAAAAACUUGAGAUCGAUUUCCACCUCUAAUCAACCUAGGAGAAAAGAAAUCUUAUCUGGAACAAAACUCAUCAAGCCUGCAGCUUUGGAUAAACCAGCUCCCAAAACUGAAAGUUGCCUGGUUACUCCUAAGAAGUCUGAAGAUCCCACAGAAACUGAUUCCUGUAUUCAGUUUCAGACUGAUUCCUUAGGAUACUGUGGUGAGAACAAGGAGGAGGAAUUACUUAUGUUUAAAAGAGUUCAGGAAGCAGAGGAAAAAUGGAGGGGUGCACAAGCCCUAAUUGAGCAAAUUAAAGCCACAUUCUCAGAAAAAGAGAAAGAACUAGAAAGUAAGUUGGAAGAACUAAAGAAACAACAGGAAAAAGAACUCUUCAAAUUGAAUCAAGAUAAUUAUAUUCUUCAAGCCAAGUUAAGCAGCUUUGAAGAAACAAACAAAAAAACAAGGUGGUUACAUUUUGGAGAAGCAGCUGAUCCUGUCACUGGAGAAAAAUUGAAGCAAAUCCAAAAGGAAAUACAAGAACAAGAGACACUUCUUCAAGGAUAUCAACAGGAAAAUGAACGAUUAUAUAAUCAAGUAAAAGAUCUCCAAGAACAAAACAAGAAAAAUGAGGAGCGAAUGUUUAAGGAAAACCAGAGUUUAUUCAGUGAGGUAGCUUCCUUAAAAGAACAGAUGCACAACAGUCGUUUUCUGUCUCAAGUAGUUGAAGAUUCAGAGCCCACAAGAAACCAGAAUUUUACAGAUCUGUUAGCAGAACUACGGAUGGCACAGAAAGAAAAAGACAGUUUAUUGGAAGACAUCAAAAGACUGAAACAAGACAAACAAGCUCUUGAAGUAGACUUGGAAAAAAUGAAGAAAGAGAGGGACCAAGCCAAAGAUCAGAUUGCUUAUGUCACAGGUGAAAAAUUAUAUGAAAUAAAAAUUUUAGAAGAAACACAUAAACAAGAAAUCAGUCGUCUGCAAAAAAGAUUACAGUGGUAUGCUGAAAAUCAGGAACUUCUGGAUAAAGAUGCACUUCGGCUUAGAGAAGCAAAUGAGGAAAUUGAGAAACUCAGACUUGAGAUUGAGAAACUGAAAGCUGAAUCUGGGAAUCCAUCUAUUCAGCAGAAGAUACGCUUAAAAGAUAAAGCAGCAGAUGCCAAAAAAAUUCAGGAUCUGGAGCGACAAGUAUGUGUUCAGGGUAAAUUUUCAUGAGCAUACUUUAUGUAUAGUGCAUUUUGGUUUUCUCUUUUGUUUCAGGAGUUCCCACGAGAUGGAGUCAACCUGGAACUUUUUGUUUGAAAGUGUUUACAUUAGUAAAAGUAAUAACAUCAUUUUAUGUACCUACAGCUUUAUAAUUACAGAAUUUUUAGACUAAUGCGCCUCAUUUGUAAGAUGGUAGACCUGCUGAUAAAAGGUUAUUUGGUACCGUAGCUCUAUUAGACAUCCAGGAAGAAGGAAGUAGAAUUUUGAAACUCUGGAUAUAGAGUUAGGAUUUCUCUUCCUGACCAUAGACAGCUGAGAGAGGAGUAUAGGAGGGAGAUCCCUGAGUUGGGAACAUGCUGGUAAUGCUUGGGAAAUGUUACAAAACAGCCUAUAAACAAAACAUUCAGCUUCCCAAAGAGCUAGCCAUUAUCUUGAGCCCUUUCUUACUGUUCAGACUUAGAAAUACUCAUUUUGUGGUCAAUGUGGAAGACCUUUAGUCAUAAAGUGAAGCUUAUUAAAAUAAAGAUUUUUUUAUUUAAGUAUUUGUUUUAGAAAGUAGGAUUAUUUUUUCCUUCUGUUUUUAAAACACUGUAAUAUAGCAUUUAUAUUCAUAACUAAAUAUUUUAAAACAAAAUAUGAAUUGCCAGCCUUGUUCAUAAGGGAACAUGAUUCCGUAGUCAAGUCAUGGUACUUAAACAUAUAGGUAUUAUUCCAUCAUAAAUCCAAAACUGUGAGGUCAUUACUGGGCUGAAUAUUAUCCCAGUUUUAUGAGAAGAAGGAAAACUAAGCAAAGAAUUAACUUUAUUACUUUUACAAGACCUAUUUUUAUAUUAAAAGGUAUGACUGAGUAGAUUGGAUCAGGGUCAAGAAAGGAUCAGCCAAACGUGGUAUGAAGAACUAGAAAUAUCUGGCCAGGCGCAGUGGCUCAUGCCUGUAAUCCCAGCACUUUGGAAGCCGAGGCUGGAGAAUCGCUUG
Molecule: messenger RNA, 4718 nt
Organism: Cercocebus atys (sooty mangabey)
Lineage: Eukaryota; Metazoa; Chordata; Mammalia; Primates; Cercopithecidae
Product: centrosomal protein of 162 kDa
Exons: 21
Coding region: 906-3752 (948 amino acids)
Biological process (GO): cilium assembly
Cellular component (GO): centrosome; axonemal microtubule; centriole
Source: RefSeq, a predicted model, not a curated record